This is a messenger RNA of Cyclopterus lumpus (lumpfish), 2517 nucleotides long. It is a transcript of the gene kiz, whose product is annotated as kizuna centrosomal protein. The record is from RefSeq and is a predicted model, not a curated record. The transcript has 15 exons. Bases 111 to 2327 code for a protein of 738 amino acids. Gene Ontology annotation, cellular component: centrosome. Lineage: Eukaryota; Metazoa; Chordata; Actinopteri; Perciformes; Cyclopteridae. Gene Ontology annotation, biological process: spindle organization.
AGGGAUUUCUGGGAAGCGGUGCUCAUGGUAACCGAUGUAAACACCGGCCGCCCUCCUCCACCUCCCUCUUCCCUCGUCUCGGCUCUGGAGUAGCGCCCAGGCGGACGAAAAUGGCAAACAUGGCUCGCAGUGACGACAGGUAUUACGAGAAGAUAACAUCGAUUCAACAAGGCAUGCAUAAAAGGGAGAAACGGAGGCUGGAACUGGAGAGGGACCUGUUUGCUUACUCCAGAUCAGAUAGCAGAAUCUCACAGAUAAAGCGUUCCAAACUGCGCAGUUAUCUCAAGGAAAUCUGUGACAGGGGAGCACGAGCAAAAAUGAGAAACCUUGAGCUUCUGAGAGAUGUGGAGUGCAUAGAAAUUAGCAUGAAGGAAUAUAGUCCUGACCAUUGUCUCCUGCAACAACAAAAGGCUGACGUUUUCAAAAAGAUUUCCGGAUUCAUGGAAGCAAAGAAGUAUAUGGAGAAAGGGCUUGAUGCAGCAAAGGAUGAAGCUGUGCACAGACAGCACCAGGACUGCUCCCUCUCUCACCCAGCUCGGGAUUUUACACAACUGCCAGCGGUAAUUCUUAUGGGCUGCCAGGCCUCCAGAGGGUCUGAUGCUGAAGCUGGCACCACAAGUGUACACUCACACCAAGCAUUGCAUCGUUCACCCAAUCGCAGCAUGCACUCCCGCGAACGUCUACCAAGUGGCCUUUUGAAGGACUUCAGAGUUGGCGGAGAGGAUGCCGCCAGCAACCGAGCACAUUUAUCAGAUGACAUUUCAGGCUCAAACAAUUCCCCUGACGGCUGUAAUUUGAGUGACAAACAUGAAAGAACGAUGGCGGUGCUCCCAUCUGUUCCGUCCAGUUCUGCCUUAACAUGCGCGCCUUUUGGAAGUGAUGAUGAACAAGAACCUUCACCCCUGGUGACCUUAACGCGUCCUGAGAAGAGUCCGUCUCCCGGUAGCAGUCGACUCAUGAAGGCUGAGAAUUCCCCUGCAGAACACACGGACUCCCGAGAGGUGUCUCAUCAGCCCCCCGUAAUGGAAGACGGGGAGAGAGAUCUCAUCCAUUUCAUGCCUCAAACCACUUUUGGAAAAGAAGCUCAGGAUAUACCAGGUGGACGCGGCAGCGUCAGCACACCAAGCUCCGACGUGCUGUUGUCAGAGAGCAGGACUAGUGACCUGUCCCUUUCGCUGACACAAUCUGAGCUGGAAGAGGAUCCGCCGGAGGGUGUGGCACCUGAGAGGAAUGCCACUUCUGGAGCGAGCGAUGAUCACAAUCGGCACAGUCCUGAAUCCUCCCGUCACUCUGACGGGUCCAAGAACACACCACAGUUAAACUGUGACUCUUCAGCUCCAGGGGUGACAUUGGAAAGUCUCUACCAGGAAGGCUUCUUUAAUCUGCUAGACUACGUCGAAGGGCGACUCCAUGGCGAACGGACCAGUGUGUACGUGGAUUCUUCGAUUGAUGGAAGACAACUCAAUAGAAUUAUCAGCCUUUGUAACCGUGGAGCAGGCUUGAAUGACGAGGACCUUGAAGCAUGUGGAGCAGUCAUCCUUCGUGAGCUUCAGAGGUUGUCAUGGAGCACGGCAACGGGCUGCCUGCUACCACAGGAUCUAGUGAGUGCUCACCAGUCCAGUACUGAGCCUAAUGAAAUAAGCGCCAGCCUCCCUCCCGAUGCCGCUCGGCUGUGGGAUCGCUGGUUCAAGCACGCCCUUCUGCUGAAGGAGCGCCGUGUCCUCAGCACUGAGCGCUUGGUCCAGCUGUUCACGCCGCUGCUGCUGGAGCGCCAUGCCACCUACAGCCACCAGGCCAAAGUGCUGCUGAGGACACUUGUGUCCCGGUCCAGUGAGGAGUGCCCCUCAGCAGAGGACGGGAGUGACUUGUCUUCUUCGCGUAGUCCUCCUUCUCUCCUGGCUGGCGGGGAUGUGGAGCCUGCCAGGCCGGUACAGAAGCAACAGAUUCAAGAACUACAAAGUACUGAAGAGGACAGCCAGGACGAAAGCCCUGUGGAAAGUGUUCCUAUUAGAGAGACACAAGCUUAUCAGUUACUUAAGCAAUCAGCCAUGCAGGAAGGGCUGCAGAGUUCUGAGGAGGAGGAGGACGACGACGAUGGCCUCUCAGGAAUAAAUCAUGGCCAUGAAGAGGACCUGGGGAGGGCCAAACGCUCCUCACAUCAAGACCCUUACCCUCGGAAAGAGAAGACUAACUCAAAAGCUCAUACUACUCGACAGUCCAAAGCUUUCUGGGGGGACUCGGAAGACAGCGACUCGGAGAUUGAAGCAGCCUUGCGUCCUCAACCUUUCAACACAAACAAUAUUGACAUUGAUGGCUUCUUUGACUGAGAUUUCCCCCGCAGAUGUUUUUAAAAAUAAUUAACUACAUUAUUUUUGCUGCAUAGUCGCGGGCAGUUUGGCUCUUAGUGAUCUACAUUGUAAAUCAUAUGCACGCUGUAUCGUAAAAACAAAUAAUAAAGUUGAUAGCUCUCACGCUGGGUAAAGUGAGUGAAGAGUUGUCCAACACUCUGAUGUUAAC